UCUUCAUACCAUUCGGUAAACAUUAUUGCGGUAGUCGUUUGUGCACGGCUGUGUCCUUUUUUUCUCCAAUCGCAAAAUGAUUACAAUUUAAGCGAGCUGGAGAUUCUUUUCCUUAGCGGUGUCCUUUUAGUAUUUAGUCCCGGUUGUGUAACGAAUUCUGUUCAACGCAUCAGUUAGCGUUUUAAUACGUAUCCUCAGCGUAAUCAGUUUACCGCACAAAAUGCAUCCAUUACUCGAGUACCUUAAAAGCCCGGAGCUGGUUGUGAAAGUACAGGAAUAUUUCGGCAUCGAGUAUCAGAAAAAGAGCAACCCCUUAUCCAAAAACCUCAAGAUAACCGGCACACAGAACGGAACAGCCAAUGGGAAAGGUGUGCCUAGCAAUGGAUUCACCGUGAAUCAUGCGGAUGCGAAGAAGAUCGAUGACAAUGAUAAUGCUUAUCGGGUGACGAAUUACUUCUGGUACGUGCUGUUCAUCGUCGGUACCGAGCUGGGGGACGAGAUAUUCUACGCCACGUUUAUCCCGUUCUGGUUUUGGAACAUUGACAGCGCCGUAGGCCGUAGGGUCGUUAUGGUAUGGUCAGCGAUUAUGUACGUAGGACAAAGCCUUAAGGAUAUUAUUCGAUGGCCUCGACCAUCCUAUCCAGCUGCACGGUUGCAGAAAAAAUGGGGACUCGAAUAUGGUAUGCCGUCCACACACGCGAUGGUUUCGGUCGCUAUACCCUUUUCUGUGUUGAUUUAUACGUACGAUCGGUACAUUUACUCUAUGCCGGUUGGAUUGGCAAUUGCCUGCGUGUGGUGUGCUGUCAUAUGCGUCAGCCGUGUUUAUCUAGGCAUGCACAGUGUGCUGGACAUCAUUGCGGGACUAGUACUAGUCGUAUUGUUAAUGAUCCCGCUAAUCCCUAUCGUUGAUCGAUUGGAUCUUAUUAUCGUAACCUCACGCUGGUCGCCAAUAUUCGUAUUUUCCAUAUCUAUUCUACUGAUCGUAUUUUACCCAGAUUCAGGAAAAUGGACACCAACUCGAGGCGAUACCGCCCUCACGGUUAGUGUUUGCGCCGGUAUCGAGCUUGGUGCGUGGCUGCACUUCCAUUUGGGCGAAUUUCAACAACCCGCUCAACCACCACCGUACGAAAUUAUUUGGCCUUCCUACAGCAUGUUCGGUUUGCUACUACUUCGCACCGUUCUCGGCCUUUGUUGCAUCGUAGCGUCGCGCGCUUUUGCCAAAUCGAUCUCGUACGCCUUUGUCUGCUUCAUACUCGGGCGAGACAAGAAUGAACUGCGCCAAUCGGAAAAUACGCUGGAAAACAAGAACAAAAUCAUUGUCGAGCUGUCGUACAAACUGUUCACGUACGGUGUGAUUGGGUUCAACACACAAUACCUGCUACCGAGCGUAUUCAAGCUGUUAAACAUUGGGCGACCGGAUUUUUACACCGAAAUCUAAUCCCUCCACCCAAGCGCGCAUAUGGUAACGCAACCAAAAUGUAUGUGCGUCUAGCGCAAAUCACACAUCGCACAUUCCAUCCACAAACGCCCAGUCACAGUGAGCAAUUUAGCAUGUAGGAAAACAACAAUCACAACUAGGAAUCACAUUUCUUCCAGCAAACGAUAGGUUACCGACAGAACGGUAGUGUUUGCGGUUUUAAGCCACACAUUCUCCACUAUCUUGUUAAACCAUUUUCCUCCUAUGGCUUUGCUCUAGCACAAGUGGCCCCUUCUAUCCACUUGCACUGAACUUAUCGCAGUCGAAUCUUCGUGCAAUGCAUUACAAUAUCUAGAUAGAACACUUUUAGCUACGAACAGUAGUAUCGCUUCAGUUUCCUCUUCACUUAUGGCAUAUCGUUUUAAAAAGCAGGAUACGCUUAAAUGUACCAGUUCCACGAUAGUAGUUAGCAGGCAGCGCAGUAGAACAAAACCAGAACUCUCACAAGCCGUAUACCGUGCUGGUUCGCCGUUUCAUUCAAGUGCUUCCCGUAAAUAUGAGUAAAUAGAAUGAACGACGCUUUUAUAGUAAGAGUAAGAAAAUAAUGAAGCAUAGAGUCCUAUUCCUCACAACAGGGGGAAAACCUUUACUACAGAGCUUAAACAUCGCCACAACGAAACGAAUGAACUUCAUACUGCCAGUAGUAGUAGAAGCAAUUGGUUCGGAUGUUCUUUCAUGUUCUCCUCACGAGCGAAUGCAAAGUAUUCUAGUCUAAACAAAGCAACGAACGAGGGAAACGAGCAGUCGAGAAACGGUUUCACAUAUUCGUGGUAGACCAUUUCCGAUGCACUGCUUGUAGGUUGCAAAAUCAGUACAACGGUACUGUAGGGUUAGUGUUUAGACACAAACAGUUCAUCUCCAUAAGUCCCAAACAGGGGUAUUUGAAUUGUAUCCAAAUUGAUAGAGAAAAAAAACAUUGAAAUAACAAACAAGGAGCGAUACAAUGAAUUUUUUUCCGCUUUUCUUAUCCUCUCAUAACGCAAAUUCACGCAAAUUGUGUGCGUAGGAAACGUCUUUCACGAAAUAAAAGAAUUGAUCAAAAAUUUCA
This is a messenger RNA of Anopheles funestus (African malaria mosquito), 2525 nucleotides long. Its product is annotated as sphingosine-1-phosphate phosphatase 1-like. Gene Ontology annotation, cellular component: endoplasmic reticulum membrane. Gene Ontology annotation, molecular function: sphingosine-1-phosphate phosphatase activity. The record is from RefSeq and is a predicted model, not a curated record. Lineage: Eukaryota; Metazoa; Arthropoda; Insecta; Diptera; Culicidae. Gene Ontology annotation, biological process: sphingosine metabolic process; phospholipid dephosphorylation. The transcript has 4 exons. The coding region runs from base 221 to 1438 and encodes 405 amino acids.